Molecule: messenger RNA, 1041 nt
Organism: Sciurus carolinensis (gray squirrel)
Lineage: Eukaryota; Metazoa; Chordata; Mammalia; Rodentia; Sciuridae
Gene: Gpr139
Product: G protein-coupled receptor 139
Exons: 2
Coding region: 1-1041 (346 amino acids)
Biological process (GO): G protein-coupled receptor signaling pathway
Cellular component (GO): membrane
Molecular function (GO): neuropeptide receptor activity
Source: RefSeq, a predicted model, not a curated record
AUGGAGCACACGCACGCCCACCUCGCAGCCAACAGCUCGCUGUCCUGCGGCUUGGGCUUCGUGCCCGUGGUCUACUACAGCCUCUUGCUGUGCCUCGGUUUACCAGCAAAUAUUCUGACGGUGAUCAUCCUCUCCCAGCUGGUGGCCAGACGUCAGAAGUCCUCCUACAACUAUCUCUUGGCCCUGGCGGCGGCCGACAUCUUGGUCCUCUUUUUCAUCGUGUUCGUGGACUUCCUGUUGGAAGAUUUCAUCUUGCACAUGCAGAUGCCUCGCGUCCCCGACAAGAUCAUAGAGGUUCUGGAGUUCACGUCCAUCCACACCUCCAUCUGGAUCACGGUUCCCUUGACCAUCGACAGGUACAUCGCCGUCUGCCACCCGCUCAAGUACCACACGGUCUCCUACCCAGCCCGCACCCGGAAAGUCAUCGUCAGCGUGUACGUCACCUGCUUCCUGACGAGCAUCCCCUACUACUGGUGGCCCAACAUCUGGACGGAGGACUACAUCAGCACCUCCGUGCACCACGUGCUGGUCUGGAUCCACUGCUUCACCGUCUACCUGGUGCCCUGCUCCAUCUUCUUCAUCUUGAACUCCAUCAUUGUGUACAAGCUCAGAAGGAAGAGCAGCUUCCGGCUCCGCGGCUACUCCACGGGGAAGACCACAGCCAUCCUGUUCACCAUCACCUCCAUCUUCGCCACGCUCUGGGCCCCCCGCAUCAUCGUGAUCCUCUACCACCUCUACGGGACGCCCAUCCAGAACCUCUGGCUGGUGCACAUCAUGUCCGACGUGGCCAACAUGCUGGCCCUGCUGAACACCGCCAUCAACUUCUUCCUUUACUGCUUCAUCAGCAAGCGGUUCCGCACCAUGGCGGCCGCCACGCUGAAGGCCUUCUUCAAGUGCCAGAAGCAACCCAUCCAGUUCUAUACCAACCAUAACUUCUCCAUAACCAGUAGUCCCUGGAUCUCGCCGGCGAACUCGCACUGUAUCAAGAUGCUGGUAUACCAGUAUGACAAGAAUGGGAAGCCUAUAAAAGUCUCCCCUUGA